Messenger RNA from Nannospalax galili (Upper Galilee mountains blind mole rat), 2943 nucleotides. It is a transcript of the gene Pomt1, whose product is annotated as protein O-mannosyltransferase 1. Gene Ontology annotation, cellular component: membrane. The record is from RefSeq and is a predicted model, not a curated record. Gene Ontology annotation, molecular function: mannosyltransferase activity. The transcript is spliced from 20 exons. Bases 137 to 2314 code for a protein of 725 amino acids. Lineage: Eukaryota; Metazoa; Chordata; Mammalia; Rodentia; Spalacidae. Gene Ontology annotation, biological process: protein O-linked glycosylation.
AAUCGAGACUCGAGCCGCCUACGCCGCCCAACGGUCCAUCCUCCUCCGGGGUUCGCCGGCUUGGCCCCAGUUGGGGAGCGGCUCUGCCCAACUCGAAAAAACGCUAAAUGUCCUGACCUGCCUGCUUUUCUACAAGAUGUUGGGGUUUUUGAGGCGCCCUCUCGUGGUGACUGCUGAUAUCAACUUGAAUUUGGUAGCUCUUACUGGCUUGGGGCUACUGAGCCGACUCUGGCAACUCACCUACCCUAGGGCUGUGGUUUUUGAUGAAGUGUAUUAUGGGCAGUACAUUUCUUUUUACAUGAAGAGGAUCUUCUUUCUGGAUGACAGUGGACCACCAUUUGGCCACAUGCUGCUAGCCUUAGGAGGUUAUUUAGGAGGAUUCGAUGGUAACUUUUUGUGGAACAGAAUUGGAGCAGAGUACAGUAGCAACGUGCCUGUGUGGUCCUUGCGUCUGCUGCCAGCACUUGCAGGGGCCCUAUCUGUCCCCAUGGCCUACCAGAUAGUAUUGGAGCUCCACUUUUCCCACUGUACUGCCAUGGGAGCUGCCCUGCUGAUGCUCAUUGAGAACGCCCUGAUCACUCAGUCCAGGCUCGUGCUUUUGGAGUCAUUGCUAAUAUUUUUUAAUCUGUUGGCCGUGUUGUCCUACCUGAAGUUCUUCAACUCCCAAACACACAGCCCUUUCUCACUGCGCUGGUGGCUGUGGCUGGUGAUGACCGGGGUCUCUUGUUCCUGUGCAGUUGGUAUCAAAUACAUGGGAAUUUUUACCUACUUUCUGGUGCUCGGUGUUGCAGCUGUCCAUGCCUGGCACCUGAUUGGAGACCAAACUCUGUCAAAUGUCUGUGUGUUCUGUCACUUGCUUGCCAGAGCAGUGGCUCUGUUGGUCGUCCCAGUUGUCCUGUAUUUACUUUUCUUCUAUGUCCAUCUGAUGCUGCUCUACCGCUCUGGGCCUCAUGACCAAGUCAUGUCCAGUGCCUUCCAAGCCAGCCUGGAGGGGGGGCUAGCCCGCAUCACCCAAGGCCAGCCCCUGGAGGUGGCUUUCGGGUCCCAGGUCACUCUGAGGAACGUCUUUGGCAAGCCCUUGCCCUGCUGGCUUCAUUCCCACCAGAACACCUACCCCAUGAUAUAUGAGAAUGGCCGUGGCAGCUCCCACCAGCAGCAAGUGACCUGCUACCCCUUCAAAGACAUCAAUAACUGGUGGAUUGUAAAGGAUCCCAGGAGGCAUCAGUUGGAGGUGAACAACCCUCCAAGGCCUGUGCGACAUGGGGACAUUGUGCAACUGGUCCACGGCAUGACCACCCGCCUCCUCAACACGCAUGAUGUCGCAGCCCCACUGAGUCCCCAUUCUCAGGAAGUCUCCUGCUACAUAGACUACAACAUCUCCAUGCCUGCCCAGAACCUCUGGAAGCUGGAUAUUGUGAACAGAGAGUCUGACAGGGACACCUGGAAGACCAUCCUGUCAGAGGUGCGCUUUGUGCACGUGAACACAUCUGUAGUCUUGAAGCUGAGUGGUGCUCACCUCCCUGACUGGGGCUUUCGGCAGCUGGAGAUUGUUGGGGAGAAACAGUCACGGGGCCACCAUGAGAGCAUGGUGUGGAACGUGGAGGAACACCGGUAUGGCAAAAGCCAAGAACAGGAGGAGAGGGAGCUGGAGCUGCAUUUGCCUACUCAGGUGGACAUCAGCAGGAACCUCAGCUUCAUGGCCAGAUUCUCAGAACUGCAGUGGAAGAUGCUGACGCUGAAGAGUGAAGACUCUGAACACAAGUACAGCUCCACCCCACUAGAGUGGGUCACCCUGGACACCAACAUCGCCUAUUGGCUGCACCCCAAGACCAGUGCUCAGAUCCACCUGCUUGGGAACAUCGUGAUCUGGGCUUCUGCCAGCCUGGCCACGGUAACCUACAGUCUACUCUUCCUCUGGUACCUGCUCUGCCGGCGAAGGCGUGUCUGUCAUCUUCCUGAGGAUGCCUGGUCCCGCUGGGUGAUGGCUGGGGCCCUGUGCACUGGUGGCUGGGCGUCCAACUACUUGCCCUUCUUCCUGAUGGAGAGAACACUCUUCCUCUACCACUACCUGCCGGCACUCACCUUCCAGAUCCUCCUGCUCCCAGUCGUCCUGCAGCACGUCAGUGACCACUUGUGCAGGUCCCGCCUACAAAGAACCGUCUUCAGCACCCUGGUUGUAGCCUGGUACUCCUCCGCAUGCCAUGUGUCCACCAUGCUACUCCCACUGACCUAUGGGGACAGGUCACUCUCACCAGGCGAGCUCCGAGCCCUUCGCUUGAAAGACAGCUGGGACAUUUUGAUCCGAAAGCACUAGAGAACCAGAGGAGUGCUGCAUUAGUCUCUUAGAAACAAGUUUGUCUUCCAGCAGCAGAGGGCCUUGGCAGGCAGAUGGGCUGGGCUUGGCAAGGACUCCAGGGGUUAAUGUGCCGUCACCCCCCAACAGCCCUUUGGAGCAGCUCCAUGUUUUGAGCAAGUUAUUCCUCUUCAAACAGUGAAGAACACGCCCUCCACAUCUCCCAUGAGGCCCCUGGAAUAGCUGAGCUGCCAGUGUAAGAACCACUAAUGAAGGCAGGAGAGCACUCAGCCAGUGAAGGAGUCAAGGAGACCCGAGUGAUGAGCCUGGGGCUCGCUCCAGCUGUGGACUUGGUGUUUGAGUUCACAGACCUGGCCCAACCUCAUAAUGCCUACCAACAGGGUCUCAGCCCUGCCUUUGGCACAGAGUUGCCCUAGUCAACUCACUGUCUGCAGACACAGUUGAACUUUGUGAAGCCUAUGUGGCAUCUGACUGCCGGACACCAUGACUCCUCACUGUUCUGUACUUAAACCCUUCUGGGAGACUUUACCAAGCAUCUUCACCUUCCACAGCCAGGGCAUCAUCCAUGUACCUCCAUGCCUUGAACUGGUCUUUCUUAAUGCAAAUAAAAACAGACAAGUCGAUUCUGA